AUGUCUUCCAUAACUGAGCAGCCAGUACCAGCAUUUGAUACAUUUGAUUACGUUACUGAACGAGAGCAAGAGGUCAAAGCACACACAGGAAGCAUUACAUUUGAUGGUUUAUCUGAUCCUAUUUUACUUGCGCAAGACAUGAGUGGAGGCUGUGGUGGCAAGAUUUGGAAGUGUGCUAAUAUUAUGAUUGACUAUUUCAUUUGGAAGAACAAUCAACUGCAUGGCAAGCUAUUCGAAGGCCAGAAGAUUGUUGAAAUUGGGGCUGGUACAGGCCUUGUUGGUCUGGCAGUAGCCAAGAUAUGUCCUGCUCUCAAGCAAAUAGUGAUUACAGACCAACUGCCAAUGAUGGGACUAAUGCAAGAGAACAUCAAGCUCAACCAUCUUGAACAAUCAAUGAAAGCAGAUGUUUUGAACUGGGGAGAGGCUAUACCCAACAUGUCUCAGGUCCUGGAUGCAGACGUGAUAUUAGCCUCUGAUUGUAUUUAUCUUGAGGUGGCAUUUAUUCCUCUACUAGAGACAUUUUUUGCACUAACUACCAAGCCAACAUCCAUCAUCUAUCUGACGUAUAGAAAAAGAAGGAAUGCUGAUAAACUCUUCUUUCAAGCUGCUAAAAAGAAGUUCAUCUUCAAGGACAUUACAGAGGAUCCCAUGAUGAAGGUGUACAUGAGGGACAAAACGCAUCUGUUUAGCGUGACAAGAAAACCUUUGAAUCAACAACAAUUGCAAGAUUUGCACAAGCAAAAAGUAUUAUAA
Messenger RNA from Mucor velutinosus, 753 nucleotides. RefSeq lists its product as uncharacterized. Gene Ontology annotation, cellular component: cytosol; cytoplasm. Lineage: Eukaryota; Fungi; Mucoromycota; Mucoromycetes; Mucorales; Mucoraceae. The coding region runs from base 1 to 753 and encodes 250 amino acids. Gene Ontology annotation, biological process: peptidyl-lysine methylation. Gene Ontology annotation, molecular function: protein-lysine N-methyltransferase activity. The transcript has 2 exons. The record is from RefSeq and is a predicted model, not a curated record.